AGUCACCGGCUCACAGAGAGCUGCUCAGCGCGCUGAAACCAUAUCUCGCUCUGGAUAUUGUUGAACACCAAACCGCUCGGAUGUGCAAUAUGACUUUUGAAGACACCAGUGGAGAUAAUUCUUCAGAAAGGAUGGAAUCGGUGGCUAAAGCGUUAGAGGAGGUCCUGAGCUCUGCGUUGCCUCAGGGUUGCAUCACUGUCGGGGUCUAUGAGGCAGCAAAGUCACUAAAUGCGGAUCCAGACAAUGUGGUGUUGUGUCUGCUGGCCACAGACGAUGAGGAGGAUGUGGCUCUCCAGAUUCACUUCACUUUAAUCCAGGCAUUCUGCUGCGAGAACGACAUCAACAUCCUUCGUGUCAGCAACAUGAGGCGUCUGGCAGAAAUACUGGGAGGAGGGAAACCUGGAGGGGAGCCCACGGACCUGCACUGUGUUCUCGUCACUAAUCCUCAGUCGUCACUGUGGAAGGACCCCGCACUGAGCAAAGUGAACAGGUUCUGCAGAGACAGUCGCUGUUUGGAUCAGUGGGUGCCUGUUAUCAACCUGCCCGACCGAUGAAGCAGCUUGGAAUAUUCAUGUUUUGUGUGCAUUUGGGGAAAAGUAACUGCACAAGGCCUGUGUUAAUGUCUGUUGGACUCAUUUGGAAAGUGCCCCAGGGAGAGAGAGAGAGAGAGAGAGUCAGGAGGGGCAAAGAACGCAAGUGUUUACAACAAGGAAGUCAAACGCUCCAACAAAUUUACCAGGUCAGGGUGAACUUGUGGGCCAAGGAAGUGUGACUCAGCAGUCUGGGUUCCAGGAUUUCCAGUGUAUGACUGCGCCUUUCUCUGCCGAGAAAGAAGCCUUUACAGGAAACUGAAUCAUGUGAGUGGACAAGCACACGUGGUGGUGAGCACAGGCGCAGGACUGGGGAACAGCAGACAGAGAGCCUCCAAGAACUGGACCACGCUGGAGCGGAGCAGUCUGAGCUCCCAGCUCGAAGGACUGCACAAGAAAAUUCGACCAAAUCAUUUCUUUAACAGCACAUUUAUUUAAGAAUAUUUAAGGCGUGUCACUUUGAUAACUCAAAAGGGAAAGUUUUCACAGUUUAUUAUUAUUAUUAUUAUUAUUUUAGGGACAAUGCAAUGUUAGACUUGUCCACUAACUGAUGUUUUUAUGUGUCAUUAAUUUAAUGAAUUAUAUUUAUUGUGCAUAGUUCAUGGAAUUCUGCCUUGUUAAGUUGAAUGAAAUAAACAACCAACAGUUCA
Molecule: messenger RNA, 1240 nt
Organism: Chelmon rostratus (copperband butterflyfish)
Lineage: Eukaryota; Metazoa; Chordata; Actinopteri; Chaetodontiformes; Chaetodontidae
Gene: gadd45ab
Product: growth arrest and DNA-damage-inducible, alpha, b
Exons: 4
Coding region: 81-554 (157 amino acids)
Biological process (GO): regulation of cell cycle
Cellular component (GO): cytoplasm; nucleus
Source: RefSeq, a predicted model, not a curated record